Giardia duodenalis is the source of this 951-nucleotide messenger RNA. Its product is annotated as DHHC palmitoyltransferase. Gene Ontology annotation, cellular component: Golgi apparatus; endoplasmic reticulum. The transcript has a single exon. Gene Ontology annotation, molecular function: protein-cysteine S-palmitoyltransferase activity. Bases 1 to 951 code for a protein of 316 amino acids. NCBI's taxonomy places the organism in Eukaryota, Fornicata, Diplomonadida, Hexamitidae. Gene Ontology annotation, biological process: protein targeting to membrane; peptidyl-L-cysteine S-palmitoylation. The record is from RefSeq and is a predicted model, not a curated record.
AUGCUUCGUGAGAGAGGGGCCUUUUGUGACAAUCGACCCGGCCCGCCCGCAGUUACAAUAUCACCGCGUGCUCUACGACGUACGCUUCUGUCUGGACUGCUAAUUACAGGGUUUUCAAUGGCAGAGUUCGCAUACGUCCUCCCAGUAACGUCCCGAGCAAUACACCCGUGGAUAAGCUACACUAUAACCAGUCUCACAUAUGGUCUGUCGAUUCUACUAUGGCUUCGCCUGAUUUUUAUCGAUCCGGGCCGACUUCCUCGUGGCUGCCGGUCAGAUGAGGCAGAGAGUGGCACGGAAGCGCCCAUGCGUGCACGGACAGGAGUGAUUUUCCAAGCCGCUGGAAUUGUGUUUGAGACAUCUACAUGCGCUGUCUGCAACCUAACGCUCCCUCCAGAAACUGACCAUUGUGAAGAAACAGAUGAAUGCAUUGUUGCCUUGGAUCAUUAUUGUCCGUGGGUCGGGCUGCCUAUCGGUCUCCGAAACAUGCUGCCUUUCGUUGUGUCUUUGUUGGUUCUCUGCAUCCAUUCUGUAUGGUGUUUUUCUCUGGCUAUUCUCGCCCUGGUUCACGCCAACAAUAUUAAUGAGCUGGCUAUCGCUGGUGCUUGCCUUCUGGGCUCCUUCUUUGGAGGGGCGUUCACUGGAGGCAUGUGCGGCUGGACUCUUUACGACGUUUUCCGAGACAAAUCUCCUAGACUGUAUACUCUUCGUAAUCAACAGUCUGGAAAGGGGAUAAAUGGUAGUAAGUCUGCGGAUGCAGAUCAAUUUCUCAGCAAUCUUGUAGAGGACAUAAACAGUUCUAUUAAAGAUAGGAUGAAAUGGCUGAAACAUACGGGGCUCCGUCGGCUUAUAUUUGGAAGCCACAUGCCCGUCCUUUACUAUCUUUCACCGGACCAGGCAGAACAACAGGCCUGGGCAUGGACCAUAGUUCUCUGCGGAACAAGCCAAUUAUAA